AUGGGCAGCAAUCAAGCAGCGGUUUCAUUCCUUAACAACAUAGCACGCGCCGCCUUUAGCCUCGGCAUGGGCGCCACCGUUCUGAAUUCAUCACUCUACACUGUAGACGGUGGCCAACGCGCCGUCCUGUUCGAUCGAUUUCGCGGUGUGAUCGAUGAAACUGUCGGCGAAGGUACUCAUUUCCUUAUUCCAUGGCUCCAGAAGCCGUAUAUCUUCGAUAUUCGUACUCGUCCCCACACCUUCUCCUCCGUUUCCGGCACUAAGGAUCUCCAGAUGGUUAAUCUCACCCUCCGAGUCCUCUCUCGGCCCGAGGUUAAUCGCCUCCCGGAAAUUUUCAAAACCCUAGGUCUCGAGUAUGAUGAGAAGGUUCUCCCCUCGAUCGGAAAUGAAGUGCUUAAAGCUGUUGUUGCGCAAUUUAAUGCGGAUCAGUUGCUCACGGAGCGCCCUCACGUGUCCGCACUCGUUCGUGAGAGCCUGAUUCGCAGGGCAAAGGAUUUCAACAUUGAGUUGGAUGAUGUGGCUAUUACUCACUUGUCCUACGGGGCGGAGUUUUCCAGGGCCGUGGAGCAGAAGCAGGUAGCUCAGCAGGAGGCGGAGAGGUCCAAAUUCGUGGUGGCCAAGGCAGAACAAGAGCGAAGGGCUGCAAUUAUUAGGGCUGAGGGAGAAAGUGAGUCUGCCAAGCUUAUUUCUGAUGCGACUGCGGCUGCUGGAAUGGGCCUGAUCGAGCUAAGGAGGAUUGAGGCGUCAAGGGAGAACACAGCCACUAUGUCCAAGAAUCCCAAUGUGAUGUACCUGCCCAAUGGAAACAACAUGCUUCUUGGCCUCAAUGCUGGCCGUUGA
Fraxinus pennsylvanica is the source of this 840-nucleotide messenger RNA. The record is from the annotation of a GenBank genome assembly. Lineage: Eukaryota; Viridiplantae; Streptophyta; Magnoliopsida; Lamiales; Oleaceae.